AUGAACGUUGGUCACAUGGGGCUGACCUUCCGCAACCAGGUGAGUGGUUACCACGGGGACAGACAUGGAACAGAGCCAGCCCUGCUGAACCAGACAACUGAGUCCUCACUGGUGGGACACAAUGGACACACCUUACCCCCUCUCUAUGGACACACCUUACCCCCUGUCUAUGGACACACCUUACCCCCUGUCUAUGGACACACCUUACCCCUUCUCUAUGGACACACCUUACCCCCUGUCUAUGGACACACCUUACCCCCUGUCUAUGGACACACCUUACCCCCUGUCUAUGGACACACCUUACCCCCUGUCUAUGGACACACCUUAUCCCCUCUCUAUGGACACACCUUACCCCCUGUCUAUGGACACACCUUACCCCCUCUCUAUGGACACACCUUACCCCCUCUCUAUGGACACACCUUACCCCCUCUCUACGGACACACCUUACCCCCUGUCUAUGGACACACCUUACCCCCUGUCUAUGGACACACCUUACCCCCUGUCUAUGGACACACCUUACCCCCUGUCUAUGGACACACCUUACCCCCUCUCUAUGGACACACCUUACCCCCUGUCUAUGGACACACCUUACCCCCUCUCUAUGGACACACCUUACCCCCUGUCUAUGGACACACCUUACCCCUUCUCUAUGGACACACCUUACCCCCUGUCUAUGGACACACCUUACCCUCUCUCUAUGGACACACCUUACCCCCUGUCUAUGGACACACCUUACCCCCUCUCUAUGGACACACCUUACCCCCUGUCUAUGGACACACCUUACCCCCUCUCUAUGGACACACCUUACCCCCUGUCUAUGGACACACCUUACCCCUUCUCUAUGGACACACCUUACCCCUUCUCUAUGGACACACCUUACCCCCUGUCUAUGGACACACCUUACCCCUUCUCUAUGGACACACCUUACCCCCUCUCUAUGGACACAUAGGGAAGAUUUGGAGUGAGGAACAGAAGGGUUGA
Molecule: messenger RNA, 981 nt
Organism: Esox lucius (northern pike)
Lineage: Eukaryota; Metazoa; Chordata; Actinopteri; Esociformes; Esocidae
Product: extensin-1-like
Exons: 2
Coding region: 1-981 (326 amino acids)
Source: RefSeq, a predicted model, not a curated record